AUGUCUAACCAGGAGCAGUACAGCUCGGAGGAGGAGACGCAAGAAAAUGUCUUCGUAGUCCGAUGUGAUGGUCCCCAAGGUCCUGGGGAGAAAUGCCUCAACUGCGUCACUUUCAAGACUGAGUGUACCUACGGUGAAGUUGCGAAGAAACGAGGACCUCCGAAAGGUUACACUCAAACGUUGGAGAACCGCGUCGCACAACUAGAAGCGUUGUUGCGGAAGCAUUGCCCGAAUCUCAAUCUAGAACGAGAAACUAGUCCACACGACGAUGCAACAAUUACCGCUAGCUCCAGCCCAAGUGAGAGGCCGGAUCAGUCAAGACGCGGCUCCCGCUCUCCAGUCCUGACGGACGAGAUCGAGCCCAGCGAUGAUGAAUACUUACAGAACACGCUAACUGAAGAUCCUCAACGAUUGUCGAUCAAUCCCACCCGUCACCGAUUCCUUGGGAAGGCGAGUGGCAUUGCACUCAUCCAGGCGGCUAUCGACUACAGGUCCAAGGCGAAUGCCGACGCCGUCGCGCACGACUUCGGUGCUUUCCGCCGUGAGCACUUCUGGACUAUCCCGAAGUGGGAAGCCUCGAUGUAUGAGGACGAAUAUCCUGAGUUCGUCUUCCCAGACCCGGAUCUAAUGUGGGCUCUCAUCAACUUGUAUUUUGACUACGUCAAUGCGUUGUCUCCCAUUGUCCAUCGCCCCACAUUCGAGGCCAACGUUCACGAUCGUCUACACUUGCGUAAUCCUAAAUUUGGAGCACUUCUUCUCAUGGUUUGUGCCAUGGGGUCCCGAUUCAGCGACGACCCGCGAAUCUAUGUUGAGGGAACAGACGGACCUCAGUCCGCUGGUUGGAAUUACUUCGAUCAAAUCUACCCGUUGAUCACUCUCUUCGUUCUGGGUUCCUCUGCACCUCAUGCUGUUUGGAGUAUCAUCGGGAUAGGUCUAAGGAUGGCUCAGGACGUGGGCGCCAACAGACGCCAGUUCUAUGGAGAUAAAUUGACGGUGGAGACCGAGUCAUGGAAACGGGCCUUCUGGGUUCUCGUAGCUGCUGAAAGACAUAUUAGUGCUGGUCUCGGUAGACCCUGCACCUUGCAAGAUGAGGAUAUUGAUGUCGAUUGGCCCGCGGAAUGCGACGAUGAGUAUUGGACGAAUGAGGACCCAACCAGGGCAUUCAAACAGCCCCCUGGAAAACCAACAUAUGUCACCUUUUACAAUUACACUUUAAGGUUGGCGAACAUAACAGGCGCUGCCUUGCGAACAAUAUACUCCACGGGAAGGCGCCGUGCUUUCUUCGGGCAGAUAGGCCACGACUGGGAAGAACGCACUGUCGCUGAUAUGGACUCGACGCUAAACCGAUGGUUUCAUGAUAUACCUGAUCACCUACGUUGGAUGCCGAAUGACGGCAAUCCAAUCUUCUUCAGACAAUCUGCUCAACUCCAUUGCGCCUACUACUACAACCAAAUCCUGAUUCACCGGCCGUUUAUAGGCGCCUCGAAAAGGGGCACCCAGCUCGCAAUGUCCUGCAUGGCCAUAUGCACGAAUGCGGCACGGUCCAUUGUAAACAUCGGCGACAUAGUACGAAGACGAGGGGGCAAGCGCGCUGGCAUCUCAUCUGAUCUUGACAGAGGGAUGCAGGAUGUACAUAAGGGGCUUGCAGUUCUUGAUUACUAUGAAAACAGAUGGCACGUCGCUGGCGCGUUCUGGGAUAUGGUAUGGGACCUGGGUAGACUUGGGAACCUUCCAUUACCGCCACCGCGAACGUCGAACAAGCGUGCAAGCGAUUCGGGUGAACGUGUUCCAGGACAUGCGUGUUGUGGUGACCCCCGUAACUUCGGAGUGACGAUCAACUCUCUCUACGGGAGUACCGUCGAUGCCGCUCCGGGAUUCAUCUCGUCCCCCGGCGAGCGUCAAGCGCCUGGGACCUACGAGGAUCCAUUGUCAGGGCUCUCUAGCGGAGGUGUGGCUCCUAGUUCCCAUUUUGGGUCUCAUGCCACGGCCGAAUCGAUGUAUGCUCUUGGUCCGGAAGUCCCGACGCCUAACUUCCCGAGUCGCAUUGCGAGACGAAUGGCCGAAAAAACGCAGACUACUCCAAUUGCCUCGACUUCUGCCUCUUCCAACGACAAUCCCGAUGGGGCCCUGCACUUCCUCCAGGGCGCAAAUCAGGCCAUGCAGAGCAGUCAAUUCUCGGUCGGCGACAUGGCCUUAGCCUUGGAUAUGUUUGAUGAACCUCAAAUGCAUGCGGGUGAAUCCCAAGGCACGUUGGGUAAUCAAGCAUACUUCCACUCCAGCGCCCAAGGUCAAGAACAAACGGCCCAGUCGCAGACAUAUUCGCAGUCUGACGCCUUUGCCGCUCCGUUACCGACCUGGACAUAUCAGGAUACCUUGAACAUCGAUCAGCAGGCGCGUCACCAGCAACCGCAAGCAUUCGACACUAAUGUGCUAGCAAUGUGGUCUACCAUACCGUCGACUAUCGUGCCCGAUGAUUGGAGUGCUUAUAUGAGCAGUAUGAACGAUCUGAUGAAUCAUCCAGCUGAGGGAAGUAGUUACCAGCCUGGUUGGCACGAAAACCAGUACAGCCAGCCGCCUUCGCGUUGAAUCGUAAGGACACCCAUGCUUCCUUGUCCUUCUCUACGACUCAAUCGUAGCUUUGUAAAGCUCCUAACUCCAAAGAAUAAUCGAGG
Molecule: messenger RNA, 2672 nt
Organism: Gloeophyllum trabeum ATCC 11539
Lineage: Eukaryota; Fungi; Basidiomycota; Agaricomycetes; Gloeophyllales; Gloeophyllaceae
Exons: 19
Coding region: 1-2586 (861 amino acids)
Biological process (GO): regulation of DNA-templated transcription; DNA-templated transcription
Molecular function (GO): DNA binding; zinc ion binding; DNA-binding transcription factor activity, RNA polymerase II-specific
Source: RefSeq, a predicted model, not a curated record